Molecule: messenger RNA, 1956 nt
Organism: Cladocopium goreaui
Lineage: Eukaryota; Dinophyceae; Suessiales; Symbiodiniaceae
Source: the annotation of a GenBank genome assembly
AUGCGUUGCCGUUUCUUUGUGUCGUGCAGGUUGAAGAUCGACGUGCUACAGCCGGUGGCAUCAUCCCGACUGGUGCUUCAUCCCACACAGGUCGUGCUAGCAGACAGCUAUUUGAUGAACUUCUGGGACCGUCCCGACAUGGCUCUGGGCCUCCACGUCUCGUCUUCCAGUGGCUCCAAAAGCCCUCCUUCGCCUGGCGAAGGAACUGCCGAGGAGCCCAGGCCGACGAGCGCGACUGGCCCCGUUUCAGCGCGAGACUACCUUGAACUUCAUGGUGUUUUAAAAUAUGUUCAGAGCAUGCUCACCGCCUUGAUUCAGACGAGACCACAGGAUCCGUACCUCUUCAUGCUGCAUCAGCUGAAGUCCGUGCGAGCCUAUGUGGCUCCGACGCGGGCUUCCGAAGAGCCGGCGCCAUGGGUGGAUGUUUGCCAGUUGAUGGGUGGCCGUUUGCAUCCUGGCACCGUCCUAGGAUGGGGCUUUGUUGAGUGCAAUGGUCAGGACAGCUUUUUGUACAAGAAAGAAUUGAAAGGCCAAUGUCCGUCGGCAGGCAACCAGGUGACCUUCACCGUGGAGACCUCUGAGAAGGGCACCGUGGCCACGGAGGUGAAAGUUGUGGUCCCGCCAGAUGAGGCCUUCUACUUUGGAGAGAUCAAACGCUUCAAUCCAGUGAAAGGUUACGGCUUCAUCUCCUGCGAAGCCUUCCCUGAUCAGGACGUCUUUGCGUUGAAGAGCGAGCUGCCGCAAGGCUUCGGACCUGAAGGUGGACAUUGCAAAUUCAAAGUCACCAAGGAAGAAAAGGGCCCAGCAGCGAAACAGAUCCAGUUAUUGGGGGCUGCGGGAAACCAAGCACAACAGAUGAAAGCUUGGAUGCCCGGCGAUUGCUUCAGGAGCACAACGAAUGAGCCCAUCCAGUGCCAGCACAACCCCCCGGGCAAAGAAUAUGUUUUCCAGUCUGUGUCAGCCCGGCGCACCAUGGCCCAGACACCACCAGAACUGGACUUUGGCGAUCUGACCGCUCGCCUGAAGCGACUGAGCGUCAAGGAGUCCGAAGACCCAAACGUGAUCCCCACCAUCAUGGCAAUGACUUUGAAGGAGCUCCAAGACGAGAAGAUCGAGUUUGGAAAGGCCAAAGCCAAGCACCCGCCCAUGGCGAUGAAUGCUCCGAUCGAGCUGGAUUCGGACGAAGAAGUGUGGGCUCAACUGCCUGCCGAGAACCAUGUGGAGAUGGAAGAGAUGCGAAGCCGCAUGGGCCAGAUGGAGAUUGUCCUCCAGGAAGUCCUCGAGAAAUGCUUGUGCUGCCCGGUUGGAUUGGACGAUAUUCCCAUCCCAGCGGAAUGGCUGACAGACACCCGCGAAACCCACGUGGAGACAUCACAAGGUCUCUCCUGGGUUCACCAGGACACCUUUGUGAACAAGAAGGAUUUGAAGGGCCACUGCCCAUCCAAAGGCCAUGGAACGGAAGGGGGCUCGAAGCUGGACACAGCGCAAGGAAACCAGGUAAAAUUUCAAAUUACUCAGACUGAGAAGGGCGCACAGGCCACGAAUGUGGAGGUCCUUGUGUCAGAAGAGGAGCAAUCCUACUUUGGAGAGAUCAAGGGCUUCAAUCCAUCCAAAGGUUAUGGCUUCAUUGCCUGCGAAGCCUUUCCAGACAAGGACAUUUUUGUGUUGAAAUCCGAAUUGCCGGGUGGAUUUGGUCCUCAGGGAGGGCUCUGUAAAUUUAAGGUGAGCCAGGAGGACAAGGGGCCUUCGGCCAAAGAUGUGAUGCUCUUGGGCUCAGCAGGUAACCAGGUGCAACAGAUGAAAGCAAUGGGCUACGGCUGGGGGAAGGGGGACUGGGGCAAAGGCUCCUAUGGCAAGGGCUGGGACUGGGGCAAGGGCGGCUUCCCUGGGUAUGGCUACGACAUGUGGAUGCCCAUGCAGAUGCCCGUCUGGGGGAAGGGCUUCAAGGGUUGGUGA